GUCCCGCCCGCCGGGCCUCCUCUGAGCCGCAUGGGCCGGGCCGCCCGCCCGCCCCGGGACCGGGACCCGCCGCCGCCGCGCGGGACAGAUUGAUUCACUUUGGAACUAUAUGUACUGGUGUACUGAGAUUAGGGUGCUGCAAUCAUUAUCUCUUGAGGAACACAGAGCCCCAAAAUGAAUGUCCAAGAACAGGGUUUCCCCUUGGACCUUGGGGGGAGCUUCACUGAAGAUGCUCCCAGGCCCCCAGUUCCUGGUGAGGAAGGUGAACUGGUUUCCACAGAUCCCAGACCAGUCAGCCACAGCUUUUAUUUUGGGAAAGGCGAUGGGAUUAAAAAUGAGACUUCCACGGCCACCCCGAGGCGAUCAGAUCUGGAUUUGGGGUAUGAGCCUGAAGGAAGUGCUUCACCUACACCCCCAUAUUUGAAAUGGGCUGAGUCAUUACAUUCUUUGCUGGAUGAUCAAGAUGGAAUAAAUCUAUUUAGGACUUUCUUGAAGCAAGAAGACUCUGCAGAUUUGCUAGACUUCUGGUUUGCCUGCAGUGGCUUUAGGAAAUUGGAGCCCUGUGACUCCAAUGAAGAAAAGAGGCUUAAGUUGGCAAAAGCUAUUUACAGAAAAUACAUUCUUGAUAGUAAUGGUAUCGUAUCUCGUCAGACUAAACCAGCUACAAAGAGCUUCAUAAAAGAUUGCAUCAUGAAGCAACAUAUUGAUCCUGCCAUGUUUGACCAGGCCCAAACUGAGGUCCAAUCUAUGAUGGAGGAUAACACCUACCCCUUGUUCCUUAAAUCAGAUAUUUAUUUGGAAUACACGAGGACGGGUUUGGAAAGCCCUAAAAUCUUUAGUGAUCAAAGCCCUGGGUCAGGGACGGGGAAAGGUAUACCUGGAUAUUUGCCCACUUUGAAUGAGGAUGAGGAAUGGAAGUGUGACCAAGAUGCAGAAGAAGAUCAUGGCAGAGAUUCCGCUCCAGCCAGCAGGCUAACUCAGAAGUUACUAAUGGAAACAGCACCCCAACGGGCCUCAUCAAAUAGGAGAUACAAUGAAAGCAGAGAAUUCAGGCAUGGUUCAUGGAGGGAACCUGUCAAUCCUUACUAUGUCAAUUCUGGUUAUGCUCUUGCACCAGCCACCAGUGCCAAUGAUAGCGAACAGCAGAGUAUGUCCAGUGAUGCCGACACAAUGUCCCUCACUGAUAGCAGUGUAGAUGGAGUACCUCCUUACAGAACCCGAAAACAACAUCGAAGAGAGAUGCAGGAAAGUGUCAAAGCCAAUGGACGGGUACCACUACCUCACAUUCCUCGUACUUAUCGAAUGCCAAAGGAAAUCCGUGUUGAACCACAAAAGUUUGCAGCAGAGCUUAUCAAUCGGUUGGAGGCUGUCCAGCGGACGAGGGAAGCAGAGGAGAAAUUAGAAGAACGUCUAAAACGUGUCCGAGCAGAAGAAGAAGGUGAAGAUGCAAAUGUCUCUUCUGGUCCUUCAGUAGUUAGUCACAAGCUGCCUUCUGCACAGACCUUGCACCAUUUCCCUCCCCGUUAUGGAGAAAUGGGCUGCGCUGGGAUACGAGAUGUCCAUGAGGAAAAUCCUGAGAGCAUCCUUGAUGAGCAUGUACAGAGGGUCAUGAAGACACCAGGUUGCCAGUCCCCUGGACCUGGCCACCAUUCCCCAAAGCCACGCUCCCCAGACAACAGUCAUGUAGCUAAGAUUCCAGGGACACUGGGUACAGGACCUCCUGGACAUAGCAAACACAGUACAAAAUCAGGAAUGAAACUAGAUGCAGCUAAUUUAUACCAUCACAAACAUGUCUACCACCACAUUCAUCACCACAGUGUGAUGAAACCAAAAGAGCAGAUUGAGGCUGAAGCCACUCAAAGGGUUCAGAACAGCUUUGCUUGGAAUGCAGAGUCACAUAACUAUGCAACCAAAUCUCGAAACUACAAUGAAAGCAUGGGGCUAGCUUCAAAUCCAAUGGAUGCAUUGGGCUAUAGUGGCAAAACUAGUAUGCUCUCAAAAAGAAAUUCAAAGAAAGCUGAUUCAGGGAAAAGUGCUGGUCCCAACUAUGAAAUGCCUGGGUCUCCAGAAGAUGUGGAGAAGAACCAGAAAAUCAUGCAGUGGAUAAUUGAAGGAGAAAAGGAAAUCAGCAGGCAUAAAAAAACAAACCAUGGGUCUUCAGGGACUAAAAAGCAACUGGGCCAUGAUAGUUCCAGACCCCUUUCCAUUGAGCGUCCUGGUGCUGUCCAUCCUUGGGUGAGCGCUCAGCUCCGGAAUAUUGUCCAACCUUCUCAUCUUUUCAUCCAAGACCCCACAAUGCCACCUAACCCAGCACCAAACCCCCUGACUCAGCUGGAAGAAGCCCGAAGGCGCCUGGAAGAAGAAGAGAAAAGAGCUGGAAAACUGCCUACCAAGCAGAGGUAUGUGCAAGAGGUUAUCCAGCGGGGUCGCUCUUCUGUCAGGCCAGCUUGUAUGCCAAUGCUGCAUGUGGUACCAGCUGUCUCCGACAUGGACCUCUCCGAGUCUGAGGCAAAGCUCCAGAAGAAAUUGGGGAAUAGCAGUGCCCCACCAUGUGAUACCAUUGUUGUAGCUUAUUACUUCUGUGGAGAGCCAAUCCCUUACAGGACCUUGGUCAAGGGGCGUGUGGUCACCCUGGGUCAAUUCAAAGAGCUACUGACCAAGAAAGGGAACUACAGAUAUUACUUCAAGAAAGUGAGUGAUGAAUUUGACUGUGGGGUUGUGUUUGAGGAAGUUCGAGAAGAUGAUGCCAUCUUGCCCAUUUUUGAAGAGAAGAUCAUUGGGAAAGUGGAGAAAGUUGAUUAAUCCCCUAGACUUCCCAUCUCCCACACUCUUCCAGAUUGGGCACCACUGCCAAGGAAUUCGGAAACAGAGAGCGGUGCCAGGAUUGGCAGCAGGAUGCUCUCUAUCCCAAAGGGCACCAUACAGACCCCGUUGGGUUGUAACCUCCUGUGGACCCUCCCCAGUCGCCACUGUCCACAAGGGGUUGAGGAUUUCCCUUUGAGAACCUGCCUACAUGCAAAAUAUCCUAUGUAAUGUAGUGUUGUACAGUUGUACUAGAAAGUAUAUGACCUUGUUUACUAAAGCUCAUAUUUUUGAUAUAUUGUAAUAAAGGAAGAUAUUUCCAGUGUCA
Molecule: messenger RNA, 3130 nt
Organism: Antechinus flavipes (yellow-footed antechinus)
Lineage: Eukaryota; Metazoa; Chordata; Mammalia; Dasyuromorphia; Dasyuridae
Gene: AXIN1
Product: axin 1
Exons: 11
Coding region: 175-2802 (875 amino acids)
Biological process (GO): negative regulation of canonical Wnt signaling pathway
Source: RefSeq, a predicted model, not a curated record